AUGUGUGUGUGGGAAAGACUUAAGCUUCAAUCCUGUCCUGUCUGUGGAACAAAACAGCAACUGGACAGAAGGUAUAUAGUCAAAUAAAUCAAGAAGGCUGGAAAAGCAGACAAAGAAUGUACAGUUGAGCUUCAUAUCUGCGUUCGACAAACCUGCUGAAAAAGAAAGGAGGAUCAUUCUCUCAUCAACAUGGGCUGCUCUCCCUCUAAAGGACAACUCUUCAGUAAAAGGCCUGCUUUACCCUCUGGGCCAGCAGAAAGCAAGAAAAACCCCAACCUGCUGUCAGGCGGAGAUCAGAUUCAGUCCAAAGCAGAGGAUUCAGAAGAACUAGCGGAAACAGAGAUAGAGGAACCUGCAAAACACUCUGAGGGUAAGAGGCAUUCAGUAGAUGAUGUAGUCUGUGAUGCCACAGCAAUAGUGCGAGAAGAUGCUGCUGAGAAGAUUCUGGAGAUAAUCAGUUCUCAUGAUGAGCAAAGAGCACAAGAGACUCUCCUAGAACAGCAGGAAGAAGCAGUGGAGGAGAAAAAGACCAGAGAAAAGCAGGUGAAGCGAAAGAAGCAAAGGAAACCCAGACUGAGAAAAAACUCCCAUGUGCUGGCCAAAGCGGAGUUUGUACUGAUAGCCCACCAGGCAGCCUAUGCGUACCUGAACCCCAGCAUAUCCAAAUACGAGGCUCUCCUGGGGCUCCUAGGUCAGGCUGCACAGACCCAGCGCUCUCUACAGACCACGGUGGCUUCGGUAGUCCUCCACUUCGAGGAGAUCAACCAGGCUCUGGAGGACCUGGCUGCUGACGGCGAGCAGCUGCUGAGGGAACACGGACACAACAUGACAUGGCCCGCUUCUCUCAAAGACUAUCCCCCUACAGCAGCCAAUGGCCAGACCGGCUCCCCGCUGCCAUCCGAGCUGCUGCAGCAGAUGCUCCUCCACUCCACAGUGAACAUGGCCUCGAUGGGAGACUCUGUCAGAUGCCGGAGCGACUCGGCCCUACAGGAACUAGCCCAGUACUUUGGCUCCAUGUCUGAGCUCAUAGGAGAGAAGCUUCUGGCUAAACGUGCGGCUGAGGAGCGCCUGAAGCAGGUCCUGUGCCAUGUGGAGGCAGCUGCCUUCAGAAAGCCUGGUCCUGAGGACUCUGCACUCCACAGUGAGGACAGCGGCAUCGGUGCCGAGAACGACUGUCAGAAUGGGUCAGAGCGACAGCGUCGCAGCAGGGGGAGUUCAGGAUCAGGAGCAAAUGCUGGAAUAACAUCUGCCUUCAACAAUAGUGCAUCUCUAGACCAGCAGCACGCCAGUGAGCCAGUUUCAGAAGAUGAUGAGGAUGAUGAAGAGGAUGAUGAAGAUGCAGAACCCGAGGAGGAAGCCAGUGGCAAAGAUGAGCUGGAGGUGCAAGAGGACAAGAAGAUUGAGACAACGUGUGGCUUUUCUGAAGCACACACCAGCCGUCCUGCUUUCCAGGGUGGGCUUCAGGAACCAGCCAAGGCCAGCUAUCUGAAGAGGAAAAUCAGACGGCCGAAAACAGCAGACAACAACACUUUACAGAUGAAACCAAAGCACCGCCAUUUAAGAGGACCAAAGCGCUCUCAAUCUGCAGAGUGUUUGUGCAGCGAAGAGAAAGACUCAGAUCCUCAUGAGAAACUGGGAUAUCAGAGAAACCAGCACGCACAGCACUGGAGGAGGAAAAACUGUUUACCGGAAGGCCGUGUUCGGUCAAAGAUCAGAGGUGGUUCAUCAGGGGCACCCAGUGCAGACAGAUACUACGGCCUUCAGUAUGGCAGCAAAGGGCCUUUCAGAGCAGCUCCACCCAGCUCUCCUCCGACCUUUACUCCAGAGCCACCGGGGCGAAAUGCUGUCAGGAGGCUCAUCAACACUUUCAGCCAAGGAGUGGAGGACAGUUCAAGACAACGCCUUUUAGACCAAAGACCAGUAAGGGCCAGAGGCCACAAGAAAUGCAGUCUGCCACUUCUGCAGAACAGCAGAGCAGCGCUGACCACCGGUGCCGACCUACAUCUGCUGUCUGACAGACCUGAGAUCCUGGACCUGGACAGCCUCCCGCCUCCGCCUCCAGAGAUGCUCAUGGACAGCUCGUACAGCAGCAGUGCUGGACCAUCUGCUGAAGAAGGGCCUCAUGAUGUGCAAUGCCGAGGUCAGCGCACUCUGACCCAGAGACAGCCUGUGCCACUCAGCCGGGCCAACGUGCAGCGCUGCUCCAUCAGCUCCUCUCGGCCUUCGAGACAAGAUGCUUUCCUGGGCUCCAGCAUUGAGCGGGAUUAUACACAGGUGACAGAGGGAGAGAACGCGUCGCUGUACACCAAGUGUUAUCCUCCAACCACUCCACCAGUCUCCAGGACACGGCUCCCACCCUCAUGCCCCAGUGUGCACCACGCAGUGCCGAGUCCCCCAUCCACAACCUGGCCCCCCAAUGGGAGGUGGACUCCAUCUGCAAAACCACACACACUUCCUCCUGGCUCACAGUCUUAUUUAGAGGCCCGGGCCAAGUUUUGUCAGGAGAACCAACCGUGGCCCCCCUCAUGCACAUCCACACUUCCCCGGCCAUGGGGAGAUCCAGCCAGAGGGAGGGUGUCAAUGGGACACCUCCAGCCAUCAGGUCACUGCCCACAGGCCCACAGCGAGCCACUGCCGGACAUCAGAGCGCAGGAGGGGCUGAUCGAGGACGCCUCAGACUCCACUAGCGAUGGGACGAGGCCUGAAUGUGAGCCGGAGCCGGCAGACUCUCACCUGAACACACUCCAGCCGCAGCAGAUUGCAGAUUAGCUGGAUUACAGACCUGAGCCGGGAUAUAUCGGGAAACAUUUCCAGAGAAAUAUCAGCACCACAAUGCUCACAGGAGCUUUAGAGAGUGUGCAUUCGCCUCUGUGUCAAUCUGUUAAGCUCAUGUUUACUUCUCUAUCUAUAGCGGGAUCUGUCUAUUGAUUUCUAAUGUUUAACACCAGAUCAAGCGUCAGUCAGAUACACUCUGCCUUUCCCAGACUCAUCUCACUGUACUCACUGUUCAACACACUGUAUUACUGAGACACCAUCAAUAAUAAACUAGAACACUCCUAAUCUCU
This is a messenger RNA of Danio rerio (zebrafish), 3065 nucleotides long. The record is from RefSeq and is a predicted model, not a curated record. Lineage: Eukaryota; Metazoa; Chordata; Actinopteri; Cypriniformes; Danionidae.